Molecule: messenger RNA, 993 nt
Organism: Diuraphis noxia (Russian wheat aphid)
Lineage: Eukaryota; Metazoa; Arthropoda; Insecta; Hemiptera; Aphididae
Product: arylalkylamine N-acetyltransferase 1-like
Molecular function (GO): N-acetyltransferase activity
Source: RefSeq, a predicted model, not a curated record
AUGAAUCCAAAUUUGGAAGGAGAAAAUACCACAGAGGACGCAUAUCGUGUUGAUGAAGGCCAAUGGGUGUUUGGUGGAGUUGAACGCGAAACAAGAACAUUAAUAAUAGGUAAGUUAUUGCUGGAAGGUUUAACUUUCAAAGCUGUGUCUUUGGACGGAGAUUUAAUUGGUGUAAUUUCCAAUGAAAUAGUAGCUCGAGAUAGUGAACAUCAAAGUAAUUUUAGCAGUUACAACACGGAGGACCAAGAAAACUGUGUUAAGUUUAAAGAGUUCAUGACUCUUUUUCAAAAAGUUGACCAAGAAUCAAAUAUAUUUGAGCGAUACCCAGAUGUAAAUCGAAUAAUGGAUAUUAAGGUUGUCGCUGUGAAUGAAGCAUUUCGAGGUCUAGGAGUGUGUAAAGCUCUUUUUUAUAAAAGCAAAGAGUUGGCAUUGGAAAACGAAUGUUCAAUGGUGCGUGUUGAUUGUAGUAGUAAUUUUUCUGCUAGUGCAGCAGAGAAACUUGGGUUUCAAUGUAUCUAUUCUUUGCUCUACGAAGAAUAUAAGAAUGAAAAAGGUGAAGUUAUAUUCAAUUCUUUGCCACCUCACAAGCAAUUUAAAGUUUAUGUAAUUCCUAUAAGAAAAUAUUUGCAUACAGAUAAUUAAUCAAAUUAUUUUUGGAAGACAAAUAAAUAAUUAAUAUAGAAUAGUGUCCAUUAAUAUCUCCAUUCUGAAAAUAUUCAUGUACUCAUAUUAUUUUAUCUAUUAGUACAUAAUAAUUAGCCUAUGCGAUAAUACUAAUAUGAUUUUAUAUUGUAACACAUAUAAUAUAUAUUCUAAACCAUUUUUAUAAUGUGACAAUAACAUAAGUUAAUUUUCAAUUAGUACUGUAUUCAUCUCCAAUGCAUUAAAACAGUUUUCAUUAAAAUUGUUUUGAUGAAAAAGUGAGUGAACAGAAUUGGUUUAAGCCACAAGUAGUAUUUAAAUAAUAAAUUACAGCAAAUAAGAUUUUAACAA